AUGGACUUCCCAGCGCAGUAUCCGGACUCGCCCGCCAAGCCCAUGGCGGGCCCUGCGCGCGCACGCGUCCUGGCUCGUCAGAAUCGCACAUCCUCCUUGAAGCCCUACUCUCGCCCUUCGUCCAUGAUCGUCGCUUCCGGCUCUAGCUCCUCUCUCCACGCCGCCGCCGCCACCGACUCCGACUUUUCGCCAGCACAGCCCUCCACCCCAUCCGCCAAGACGCUCGCACCCCCCGUCGACCCAGCAACGGCCGCGCGCUCCGCCUUCUCGCCUCUGCGCGUCGCCGCUUCCCCCAUCGCUCUCCUCGGCAGCGUUCGCAAGAUGGUCACAAAACCGCUCUCCUGGCUUACAGGCGCAGCUGCUGCCACCGCCAGCACCGUCGAACAAGACCUCGGCAUCCCCACCUCGUCCAGCACCAACUCGCUCUCCUCCAUCGCCCGUCGCCGCGCAGCCGCACAGGCUUCGCUGCCUCCGCGCUCGGACCAAUCCAACUACGAGCGCGACGCUCCCACACGAGCCGCAAGGGCCGUGGGUGAGCGCCUCGCCGCCGGUCUCCGCUCCCGCUCCAACUUGCACGACGACGAAGAGAGCCAGCUUCAUCCUCCGACAUCCACCCUCCCGGCCUCCGCCUCCAUGUCCCACCUCGCCCCGCCGCCCGCUCGCAAGCGCUCGUCGCUCGCUCCCCUCAGCCCGCAACCAGGUCCCUCCUCGCUGCCCACCUCGGACGCUCCUACCGACGCCGACAGACCAUCCUCGUGGAACACCCGAAGCUCCAAGCGCACGCUCGACGUCGCGCCCCGCUCCGGGGACGCCAACCGCUCAGUCGAAGUACUCAGCGACGCCGGUCGUGCCUCUCCCGGUCCGGCGCUCCACUCCAGGAGCUACACCACGCUGCGCAGCCCUCGCUCUCAGCUGCUCGCCCUGCGUGGCUCGUCGCUCCGUCCCGACGACGCCAUGUCCGAGUCCGGAUCCACUUCCUUGAGCCACUCCAACUCCUUCAGCGCCUUUGGCACCGCCUUUGGCUACGGCAACGAGGUUCGCUACGCCGACAGCGGCUUUGGCCUCCCGCCCUCCAGCUCGCCCUUCCAGCUCUCGUCGCGCAACAGCCUCUACCGUCCCAGCCGCUCCACCCUGCGCUCCGGCCUCUUCUCCGACGCCGGUACCCCAGGUCGCACUUCGCGCGCCGGCAGCGUCGGCCUCAGAUCUGCCUCCCCCGCCCUCUCGGCUACCAACUCGCCCGCCACCAGACGCAACUGGAACGCCAUCAACCUCGCGGCGCCGUCCAACCCGUCGUUGGGCGACGAGCUGAUGCGCGAAUACCUUUCGACUCGCACGCUGCCUGGUGUCAAUCCCACCGUGCGCCGCAGCUUGGGUCUGCCCGUCGACGAUCCCAUGGCCACCUCGUCUGUCGCAGGCGGCAGCGUCAUGGACGAGACCGAGUCGCUCACCCCGAGUCGGCUCGGCAAGCGCGACAUCGACAUGAGCGUCGAUGGCGACUCGGCUGCCACGGGAACGCCAUCCAAGCGAAGGAUGGUGUGGCAUCCCGAGCUGGGCUUCAUCAGCCACGAGGAGCUCAAGGCAAGAGAGCCCAAGCCGCCCUCACCCAAGAACGAGGCCGAGCGCCUGCUCAAUGUGCUCGAGACGCUGCGCAAGCCCACCGCCACCGCACGAGGCGUCGGCGUCGGCUUCUCCAAAGGCCCGCCCACCUCGAUCAACGUGCCGGCGCCCAUCUCGGAUGCACCUGCGUCGGCGGCCAGAAAUGCAAAGUCGCACGAGGCCAAGCCCACCGUCGGCGUGGCCCCCUACACCCGAUAUCUGCGAAAGGCAAAGGCGAUCCAGUCCAGCGCCGACGAUCAGGGCGGCAUGCGCGCCAGGCUCAAAAAGACGCGCGCCGACGAGGCCCAGAUGGACACGGACCCUACUGACACCGACGGCUCUGUAGUGUCCGACAACGAGGAGAUGCACUCGGAGCAUGCAGAAGACGAGCCUGAGCAGCCGGUGUCGCCUCCACCGGAGCCGAUUCGUCGAUCGCGACGUCUUCAGAAGCAGACGCCCAUGGCUGACGCUGCAGUGCAGACGCCCGUCAAGGUCGACGACAAAGGAGCUGCACGCACGACGCAGCUCAAGUCGGCACUCAAAGCCACGCCGCUGCGUGCUGCCCAGCCCGUUGCGCCCGUCGAGACGCCCAAGCCCGCUUCGCACCGCAUUGCGCUUUCGGCUGCCAACAAGGCGCCCGCCACCGCGGUCAAGAAGGACAACUUUGCCGUCAGGACCACCAACGACGCUUCGGCGCCGCGCGAAAAGAGCUCGCUGCGCCAAGGAGCUGCCAAGACGUCGAGGACGCAUCAGAGCUCCGGCAAGUUCAGCGCCUGGGACGAGGAUGAGGAGGAUGACGGCCUGCCCGACGCCACCGAGCUCGCCAAGAUCAAGCUGCCCACCAACAUGUUCCCCUCUGGCUUUUCGUUUGGCGGCAAGCCCGCGGACUCGACCGAGGCUGCCAAGCCUGCCAACGAGGCUCCCAAGACCACUUCGGCUACUGCUCCUGCUCCUGCUGCUGCUCCUGCUGCGGCAGGCGGUUCGCUGCUGGGUCGACUCGGAGGCUUUGACUCGGCAUCCAGCGAGAAGGAUGCGCCCAAGCCGACCGCCUCGGCCCUCUCAUUUUCCUUCCCGCCCACCGCCAAGCAGACACCGGCCGAGCCGCCCAAGUUCAGCUUUGGCGCGGUCGCCAGUGGUGCCAAAGACGACAGCACGCAGAGCACGCAAAAGAAGCCCACCACCGCACCGCCCGCAUCCGACUUCUUCAGCAAACCCGCCGAAGCUUCAUCGGCUUCGCUGGCUGACGGCAAGAAGGACGGUCCCGUACCCAACUUCUUCGGCAGCACCAUGAAGAAGUUCGAGCCCCAGGCGGAUGCGGCGCCUGCAGCUAAGCCGGCGCCAGCCGCGGGUGGGUUCUCGUUCGGCGCGCCAGCGGCAGCGGCCAAGGAUGGCGCAGCCAAGCCGGCCGAGACGCCGUCGCCGUUCGGCGGGUUUGGCGCCAAACCCGCCCAGCCCGCUCAGCCCGCCCAGCCCGUGCAGGCUGCGGAGGAGAAGGAAACGGCUGCUGCGCCAGCGAGCAAGCCGUCGUUCUUUGGCUCGACGAGUACCGGUUCGGGCGGAUUCAGCUUCGGCACGCCUUCGACCUCGGCAUCGACGGGCUCCAAGCGCGGUGCAGAGGAUGACGAGCCGCCGGCGAAAAAGAGCAUGCCGAGCUUUACGUUUGGAGCGCCCGCUGCAUCCAAGCCCGAGCCUGCUGCGUCUGCCGUGCCUGCUGCGUCUGCCUUGCCUGCGUCGAGCGGGUUUAGCUUUGGCUCGCCUGCCCCCACGGCUGCACCGGCGGCAAAGAAGGACGAGGCACCACAGAGCAGUGUGCCGAACUUCUUUGGCAAGGGCGACAGUGGCGAGGCGGCAAAGAGUACUCCAGCAGCGACAUCGUUUUCGUUCGGAAAGCCUGCGGGUGGUGCCGAGUCGGCACCUGCGUCGACGAGCAACUCGGCGCCUGGGUCUGGAACGAGCACGCCCACGUUUUCGUUUGGUGGCGCUGCGAGUGGCGAUGCUGCCAAGCCAGCGGGAGGCUUUUCGUUUGGAGCUGCGGGUAGCGUAGGCAGUGCGUCGACGCCUGCGGCCGGUGGAUUUGGUGGAGGGUUCAGUUUUGGAGCGGCCAAAUCCGCCACACCUGCCACACCAGCUGCGGCAUCAGUGACGACGCAGGGAGCGGGGGAGAUGAUGGAUGAUUCGCCGCAAAAGACUUCUGGCGCGCCGACGUUUUCGUUUGGAUCGGCCACUCCCGCUUCGACGCCAGCCAAGCCUGCAGGAGGGUUUACAUUUGGAUCUCCUGCGCCUGCGCCUGCGAGUGCUGCACCCGCAACCAGCGCUGCCUCGACGGGCUUUACUUUUGGAGCGCCUGCUGCUGCGGGCAGUGUGGGAGGUGGCACGUCGACGUCUGCCUCCGCUGCGCCAGCGACGAGUUCCGCUCCGACGACGAGCUUUACAUUCGGUGCUCCUGCAGCGAGUGCGGGGGGUAGUGGGGGGACGUUCCGAUUUGGAUCGCCUGCACCUUCCCCCGCACCGCAGGGGUUCACGUUCGGUGCUGGCGGGUCGACGACGCCGGGGGUGGGAUCUGCACCUGCAUCGCCGUUCCUCGCACCGGCUGCUGCACCCACCACGCCUGGUGGAUCACCGUUCCAAUUCGGCGCCCCAGCACCGCCAGCAGGAUCGAGUGCACCGUUUCAGUUUGGAUCCCCCGCCGCUGCUGCACCUGCACCUGCACCUGCGGGACAGUUUGGAUUUGGAUCUUCCACCCCGACCCCCGCGACAGCACAGGGAUUCGGCGGAGGUGGAUUCGGUACGCCGUCCACGCCCAGUGGAGGAGCGGGUGGGUUUACGUUCGGAAGUCCUGCAGGGGGGAUGGCGGCGCUACCCCAGAUGCCACAGACUGCCCAGCCGGGACUGUUCAGUAUGGGUGCCCCGCCUGCUGCGAGUCCGGCGGCACAGGGUGCGCGCCAGAUCAAGCCGCUCCGCCAGAGGAGGCGCUAG
This is a messenger RNA of Moesziomyces antarcticus, 4572 nucleotides long. RefSeq names its product nucleoporin nsp1. The transcript has a single exon. The record is from RefSeq and is a predicted model, not a curated record. Lineage: Eukaryota; Fungi; Basidiomycota; Ustilaginomycetes; Ustilaginales; Ustilaginaceae. Bases 1 to 4572 code for a protein of 1523 amino acids.